Messenger RNA from Ziziphus jujuba (common jujube), 3114 nucleotides. RefSeq names its product amine oxidase [copper-containing] zeta, peroxisomal. The transcript has 12 exons. Gene Ontology annotation, biological process: amine metabolic process. Bases 452 to 2812 code for a protein of 786 amino acids. Gene Ontology annotation, molecular function: primary methylamine oxidase activity; quinone binding; copper ion binding. Lineage: Eukaryota; Viridiplantae; Streptophyta; Magnoliopsida; Rosales; Rhamnaceae. The record is from RefSeq and is a predicted model, not a curated record.
UCUCCUCUCUCUUUGCUCCCAAAAGGAAAAUCGCUCCCAAAAAACUUUUUCUUUUUUCCCUUUGCAUUUUUCGCUUUCUUGGAAAAUCUUCCAGUGACGAAUAAUCACAUUUGGUCUCAGAGCUAAACCCUAGCUUUUCCUGAGCUUUUGGAGUGGAAUUUUGAGAGAAGACGGGAAAGAGAAGGAAAAAGAAAAAAAUAAAAACCUAUAUUUCUAAUUUGGCUGAUCAUCGUCAUCAUCGGUUUUUUUCUUUUUUUCUUUUUUUUUCUUUUAUCUCUCUGUUUGAUCCAUUCUUUUUUGUGUUUCGAUUUUUGUUUGUUCUGGUUCUGGUGCUUUUGAAUAGAAGGAAGAGAGGCACGCAGUCUCGGAAGAACAGAGACUUUUGCUGUAUGUCAGUAGAUUGUAAAGAGACUUACUGCGGUGGAAUCGGCGAGCUUGCGAAUCCCUUGCAAUGGCCCCAACUACGCAAAAAACGACGCUAUCUAACCCUCCUUCUUGCUGCGACGGUGCCGAUUCCGUCAACAUUCGCCGCGCAGCUUCUGCUCCUCCGUCUGACGCCGUCGUUUCGGCCAAUGCGGUUCAAGAUUGGACGGUCGCCUCCGCCGAUCGUCACGCUGAUCAGCGCGCAAAGAAGAUCGCCGUUGCGUCGUUGAUUCCUGAACCUUCCACCAAUGCUUCUAAUAAAGGAAUCCCGAUCAUGCUGAGAGCUCAAUCAAGCCAUCCCUUGGACCCUCUUUCUGCUGCAGAAAUAUCUGUAGCAGUGGCAACUGUCAGGGCUGCUGGAGCCACUCCUGAGGUCAGAGAUGGCAUGCGCUUUAUUGAUGUGGUUCUGCUGGAACCUGAUAAACAUGUUGUUGCACUAGCAGAUGCAUAUUUCUUUCCCCCAUUCCAGCCAUCAUUGAUUCCCAGAACAAAAGGUGGACCUGUAAUUCCCACAAAGCUUCCUCCAAGGCGAGCUAGACUUGUUGUAUACAACAAGAAAUCAAAUGAAACAAGUGUGUGGAUAGUUGAGCUCUCAGAAGUACAUGCAGCAACUCGAGGUGGACAUCACAGGGGAAAAGUAAUUUCAUCGCAAGUUGUUCCAGAUGUGCAGCCUCCCAUGGAUGCUGUAGAAUAUGCUGAAUGUGAAGCUGUUGUGAAGGACUUCCCUCCGUUUAGGGAGGCUAUGAAGAAGAGAGGUAUUGAAGAUAUGGAUCUUGUAAUGGUUGAUGCCUGGUGUGUCGGUUAUCACAGUGAUGCUGAUGCUCCUAACCGAAGACUUGCAAGGCCAUUGAUAUUCUGUAGAACUGAGAGUGAUUGUCCAAUGGAAAACGGUUAUGCACGGCCAGUUGAGGGAAUUUAUGUACUGGUUGAUAUGCAAAACAUGGUGGUGAUAGAGUUUGAAGACCGUAAGUUAGUUCCCUUACCUCCAGCUGAUCCGUUGAGGAAUUAUACUCCUGGUGAAACAAGAGGUGGAGUUGAUCGAAGUGAUGUAAAGCCUUUACAAAUUAUUCAACCUGAAGGUCCUAGCUUUCGUGUGAAUGGGUACUUUGUGGAGUGGCAGAAGUGGAAUUUCCGUAUUGGGUUUACUCCUAGAGAAGGCUUAGUCAUAUAUUCUGUUGCAUAUGUCGAUGGUAAUAGGGGGAGAAGGCCUGUAGCUCAUAGGUUAAGUUUUGUGGAAAUGGUUGUGCCUUAUGGAGAUCCAAAUGAACCACAUUACAGAAAAAAUGCUUUUGAUGCUGGGGAAGAUGGCCUUGGAAAAAAUGCACAUUCCCUUAAGAAAGGAUGUGAUUGUUUGGGCUAUAUCAAAUACUUUGAUGCUCACUUUACAAAUUUCACUGGAGGGGUUGAAACAAUUGAAAAUUGCGUAUGUUUGCAUGAAGAGGAUCAUGGAAUUUUGUGGAAGCAUCAAGACUGGAGAACAGGUUUAGCUGAAGUUCGAAGGUCUAGACGGCUAACAGUAUCUUUUAUAUGUACCGUGGCUAAUUAUGAGUAUGGAUUCUUCUGGCACUUCUAUCAGGAUGGAAAAAUUGAAGCUGAAGUUAAGCUUACUGGAAUACUCAGCUUAGGUGCGUUGCAACCUGGGGAAUUUCGAAAGUAUGGUACCAUGAUUGCACCAGGAUUAUAUGCACCAGUUCAUCAACACUUUUUUGUUGCUCGUAUGGAUAUGGCUGUUGAUUGCAAACCUGGUGAGACUUACAAUCAGGUUGUGGAGUUGGAUGUUAAAGUUGAGCAGCCUGGGGAGAAUAAUGUUCAUAAUAAUGCAUUUUAUGCCGAGGAGACACUUCUCAGAUCUGAAUUGCAAGCAAAGCGUGAUUGUAAUCCUUUGACUGCUCGCCAUUGGAUUGUAAGAAACACUAGAACCGUCAAUAGGACUGGACAGUUAACAGGCUACAAACUAGUACCUGGUUCAAACUGUUUGCCAUUGGCUGGUUCUGAGGCAAAGUUUUUGAGAAGAGCUGCUUUCCUGAAGCAUAAUCUUUGGGUUACACCUUAUUCGCGUGAUGAGAUGUUUCCUGGAGGAGAAUUCCCCAAUCAAAAUCCACGUGUUGGCGAAGGAUUGGCUACGUGGGUAAAGAAAGAUCGUUCUCUAGAAGAAACUGAUAUAGUCCUCUGGUAUGUAUUUGGAAUAACACACGUUCCUCGGUUGGAAGACUGGCCUGUCAUGCCGGUGGAGCGCAUCGGUUUUAUGCUCAUGCCUCACGGAUUCUUCAACUGUUCCCCGGCAGUAGAUGUCCCACCCAACGCUUGUGAAUUGGAUGCUAAAGACAAUGAUGUCAAAGAAAAUGGGGUAGCCAAACCAAUUCAGAAUGCGAUAUUGGCAAAGCUUUGACGAGCCGGAUCUUUCUUUUCAAUGAUGGAUUUCUGUCCGUAACUAGGCUAGUAUUAUAUUAUCUGUCUUUUCAUUAGUGUGGAUGUUCUUUCUCUACUUAGUGAUUGGUUUGGAUUUAUGGAUUAUGGAUUUGUGUUUGGAUUUGGAUUUGGAUUUACUUGGUUUGGAGCUGAUUGGUUUUUAGGGUACAUGAAAUAAAAUAAUGCUUUUGUUUUCCCUAAUGAUUGUUACACAGAUUGUAUGCUUAAUGUAAUCAAUGACCCAAUGCAAUCCAAGGCGUCAGGUCAGUUUAUUCCCCCAAA